AUAAAUGAAGAAGGAUUACCUAUUGUAGAGAUACAAGAAACUGAAGAGAAUGAAGUGCAAAGUCGAAUAACAAAAGACGAAAAGGAUGAUUUAGAACCAAAUCUGAAACAAAUUGGUCAAUCAAAAGAAGAGGAAGAAUUGAGAGCUUCGGACUCGCUUUCCUCAUUUGAUUCUGACGCUUCUCCAUCCGGUGUCUUCACGCACGUGCCUAUUAAAGCUAAACAAAUUGAGCCUAUGAAAGCGAGACAAAUUGAGCCUAUGAAAGCGGGACAAACUGAGCCUAUGAAAGCGAGACAAAUUGAGCAAACAAAUGUUACAGUAAAAUCUACAGUCAUAGAAAAUGUGACGUUGCCGGAGGAAUAUGACACUGAAGCUUUAGAAGACGAGAUAUGGAAAAAACAGAUCGCGUCAGAAUAUCACCAAAAACGAAUUAAUUUUAUCACACAACAAGGAGGCCUCUCUUCAGAUGAAAGUCAAUUACCGCAAUCAAGUGAGAGACCCAAGAAG
Racocetra persica is the source of this 507-nucleotide messenger RNA. NCBI's taxonomy places the organism in Eukaryota, Fungi, Glomeromycota, Glomeromycetes, Diversisporales, Gigasporaceae. The record is from the annotation of a GenBank genome assembly.